Molecule: messenger RNA, 348 nt
Organism: Priceomyces carsonii
Lineage: Eukaryota; Fungi; Ascomycota; Pichiomycetes; Serinales; Debaryomycetaceae
Exons: 1
Coding region: 1-348 (115 amino acids)
Source: RefSeq, a predicted model, not a curated record
AUGUCAGAAUCAGAUAUUUCUCAUUUAAAUCAUGAGAAUUCGGAUUUAGAUAAUCCAAUGAGGGUCGUUAUUGUCAUAAACAGCACGUCUCAUCCUGAUGGCGAAUAUGAGGAGAAGCUUGUAGAUAGCAUCCAAAGUUUCGAACAAAUGAACAAUUUCUUCGACAGCUUCGAUGAAUCAGUUGCAUUGCCCAAUGAGGGCCAUAUAAAGUACGAAGUCGGUAGCGAUGGUCUUGUUGUGAUUGUGGUCGAUUCCUUGGAGUUGAAGCAUAAGGCUCUCGAGUUUAUCGACACUUAUAUUACUGAAGAUGCCAAAGAUAGCGAUGAGCAGGUAUCCAAAAAUAGUUAA